Messenger RNA from Clonostachys byssicola, 246 nucleotides. NCBI's taxonomy places the organism in Eukaryota, Fungi, Ascomycota, Sordariomycetes, Hypocreales, Bionectriaceae. The record is from the annotation of a GenBank genome assembly.
AUGCUACUAGCAACCCCGUAUUCUAUUCAUACGCUCACUGGGGACAUGGCCAUGGACCCUUGCUGGCCAUCUGACUUUGUAAUACGAACCGAACAACCAGCCGCCUAUGAGUGUAUCCUCCACGUGCCUUCCCACGAAACGUUGCACACCGAGUCGUCUCGCCUCCAAGCUGUUACCUCAAGCCACUUUUCGCCAAAGGUCUUCGCGGUCAUGCAUGUUGGGGGUGCACAGCGUCGCCAGUUAUAG